GAUCUUUAAAUGUCUGCCCGAUGUUUGCGUUUGAUCGUAUGCUAGCGAAUGUUCAAUUUUUUCAAUCAUUUUUACAUUUUUCUUAAUUUGAAGCUUCGUUAAUUUCGCACUAGAUUCUGCCUCUAAUGUUUAUAAUAACAAAGGGGUUGUACAUUUGUGUGUUACUUAUUUUCUUGAAGGAUCAUACUUCUUUAUUGCUGAGCUCCUUAAUUGCGGACUAACAAACGAAAUAUUUUUCCAGAUCGGUUUGUUAACUACCUCUGAUUUUACCUCGAAGGACGUGGUGACAGCGUUAUCGUUCACUUGCCCUAUGUUGUUGUUCUUUUCACGAUACGUUGGUUUUAUCCACUGUUUUCCAGUCAUAAAAUUUGUCUAUAAUAGCAUACAAACUGAUUACGAUACGCUGAAACAACCGGUUGAAAGGAAGAUGUUAAUGGAGCAUAUCGAUGCCUCAAAACGUACUGUCCUCAUCUUCUUACGGGCGUGUUGCUUAGGAAUCGUUAGCAUUGUGUCACUGUUAUCCUUCCCAAUAGUGUUCAACAUCCUGUUACCCCAGAAAGGAUCGCGAAACAGGUACCUAAAACUCCUAGGAUUCAUCGUUAAUCAGGACAAGUAUGUCGAUUUGGUAACCCUGCACGUCAUACUGACGACUGGGAUUGGAUUGUUGGUGAUAACGUGCACCGAAUCGACGCUCUCCGUUUGCGCGUACUACAUAUGCGGACUGUUUCAAAUUACUGGUUAUCGCGUACGAAGCACGAUUGCAGACGCAGCCAAACGGGUCGACGUUUCAGAGGGUGGCGUGUCGGAUUACAGUGGCAUUCGUGAGGCUGUAACAGUACACAAAAAAUGUAUUAAGAUUAUCAACGAAAUAGUGACGAAGAUGAUGGUGUCUUAUUUAGUAGCGAUUCUACUGGUUGUAAUGUCGUUCGGUGUAAACCUAUACCAUUGUUUUCUAGGGUACGUGGAAAUGGGUGAUCCACAAGAACUUGUUCUUUCCACCGUAAUAGUGGCCAUCCAUGUAGUAAUCAUGUUCUUGAAUAAUCUUAGUGGACAGCUUAUAAUCGACAAUAGUCGGUGCGUCUUUUACGAAACAUACAAUUCCAUGUGGUAUCGUACUCCACCGAGUAUGCAGAAACUGGUCUUGAUGAUACUGCAUCGUAGUUCGAUCGAUUCUGCGUUUAACCUUUCCAGUUUAUUUAUUCCAUGCUUCGAAGGCUUUUCGGCGAUGUUGAGCACGUCGUUUUCGUACUUUACUAUGCUAUAUUCGACUCAGCCGAGUGGUUAGAUCUAAUCAUCUUCCUUUGAACGAUAGACCUUCAUUCGUAUGAUAAACUGUAGUGAGUGCCACGUUCUGAGGAACCAUAUGUACAGACAAAUAUUGAUUCUAUUUUUCAUAAUUCAACGCUAGUGUAGAGUCAUUUCAUGAUCACUCGUUGAUUGGAACACCCUGAAGAUAUUGCGGGGGCAACACUUCAUCGCAAGGAAUACUCAUUCAUGAAUUUUAAGCAGUUAUCGUGCAUCAGAAAGAAAAUUUAAACUUAACGAUUCGACGAUGCACACUUCCAUUGAUAUCACUGUGAGUCAGAAUGUGAGUUAUAUCGUAAACUACCUCAAAGAAACUCCUAAACUCCUAAAGGAUUUUUACGAGACGCGUAAAAAUGAUGAAUUUAAAAUGUCUAGUUCGAAGUUGGAGACAUUGUCAAUUGCAUUUUAUACAAUUUUUAUGUGUUACUAGUAAGUCAUUAAGUUAUUUAUCAAAGUA
This is a messenger RNA of Hylaeus volcanicus, 1762 nucleotides long. RefSeq lists its product as uncharacterized. Lineage: Eukaryota; Metazoa; Arthropoda; Insecta; Hymenoptera; Colletidae. The record is from RefSeq and is a predicted model, not a curated record. The transcript is spliced from 9 exons. Gene Ontology annotation, biological process: detection of chemical stimulus involved in sensory perception of smell; sensory perception of smell. Bases 311 to 1285 code for a protein of 324 amino acids. Gene Ontology annotation, molecular function: olfactory receptor activity; odorant binding. Gene Ontology annotation, cellular component: plasma membrane.